CUCUCACUGAUAAGGUUUUGAAGCAUCGGUCAAUAUGGCGUCAAAGUACCUAGCGUUUAUAUUGCUGUUUGUACACAUAGUCGGUACACUAGCUGUCCCGGAUAAUGAGGAUUCCAUCGAAAUGCGAUUCCGAAAAAUGGAGAGAGACUUUUCUCUGUCCAUAAAAACUCUUAAAUCCGAGCUGAAAGACACUCAAGAUAAACUGAGAUACGCUCAGGCGGAAAUUGAGUGGACGAAGUCGACAGUGAAAGCUGUGAACUUAGAGUUGUUAGCCACUCGAACCGAUCUAAAGGAGACUCGCAUUGGACUACAACAGACGCAGUCAGAAUUGCAGAAGACUAGGGCAGAACUGUUCGCCACAAAGUCGGAAUUUGAUAAAACACAUUCCACGACUGAUCAAAUCGAUGGCAGGUUUGAAUCAGAAAUUCCAGGAUCAGAGGAACCUAGAACUGGUCAACAAGGCAAACAAGACACGAAGACACAUUUUCCAGAACGAAAAAUGUUGAAGCCUGAACCGCAGUCAACUUGGCGUCGUAUAACCAAGCAAUUUAAACGUUUGACGACACGAAGUCGCCGUGUAUCUGGCGAACACCUGGAAAAAGCAUUUUCUGCUCAGGCGUCCAAUCAUGAAAACUCGCUUGUAACUCAUCAGACAGUCCUCUUUCCUCGCGUCAUCCUUAACGAAGGGUCAGUCUACGACAACCUGACGGGAGUGUUUACCUGUCCGCAGUCCGGCGUCUAUCACUUCUCGGUCACCAUUAUGGCAUUUCGCAACGACGAAGUUGAAACAGAACUGGUUGUCAAUGGUAACCAGGUAAUGGUGAACUAUGCCGCCGGGAACCAGCGACACAACCAGGGUACUAACACAGUCUUAUUACGUUUGGAUAUCGGAGAUCGGGUUUGGGUUCGAAUAAAUAAGAACCCGUCCAUCAACACGGAUGGUGCCAUACGUAUCUAUGGACAAUCCUGGUCAACGUUCACCGGCUUUAUGAUAUAAUGUCUAUAGUGGAAUGUUUUUAUCACAUAAAUAAAGUUCACUUUCUGAUUUA
Pecten maximus is the source of this 1049-nucleotide messenger RNA. RefSeq lists its product as uncharacterized. Gene Ontology annotation, molecular function: protein binding. Bases 35 to 997 code for a protein of 320 amino acids. The transcript has 2 exons. The record is from RefSeq and is a predicted model, not a curated record. Lineage: Eukaryota; Metazoa; Mollusca; Bivalvia; Pectinida; Pectinidae.